Messenger RNA from Elgaria multicarinata webbii, 1886 nucleotides. It is a transcript of the gene CNBD2, whose product is annotated as cyclic nucleotide binding domain containing 2. Bases 1 to 1854 code for a protein of 617 amino acids. The transcript is spliced from 13 exons. Gene Ontology annotation, molecular function: cAMP binding. NCBI's taxonomy places the organism in Eukaryota, Metazoa, Chordata, Lepidosauria, Squamata, Anguidae. The record is from RefSeq and is a predicted model, not a curated record. Gene Ontology annotation, biological process: spermatogenesis.
AUGGCCAUGCCCAUUCAGCCAUGGAGAAGACGUUUGCCUACUGCAAGACUACUCCUGCGUCCUUGGCUUAGUUAUAAGCGAAGUGCAACUGGGCGCAAAUUGGGAAUUAAGAAUUUCCAUAGGCUCAUUGUGGAUAUUAUCCUGAUGAUCAAAGUAUGCAAGUGUUUCCGGUUUGGCCUGAAGGGAUUCUCAGGAUUUCACCUGAUAGAGAAGGAUUGUCGCGGGGAGAUUGAAACAGACAAGACAGGCUCCAAUAUUGUGUUUGACCGGCAUGAGUUCAGCGUUUCAAAGGAUCAUUUUCCUUUUAGCGCAAUCCAAAUAACGAAGAAGCCACCGGCGUGGAGGACUGAUCUAGAAGUAAGACACUUACGAAACCGCUUGCAGCUUCUGGAAAGUUUCCGACAGUAUAGUCCAACUCUGCAAAACCUUCUGGCCAAAGUAGUCCGCUUUGAACGGUUUGGGCGCAGGAGAGUGAUCAUCAAGAAGGGGCAAUGGGGAGACAGCUUCUACUUCAUCAAUUUUGGUACGGUUGCUAUCACUGAUGAUGAGGAUGGAAGCAGCGCCUUUGUGGAAGCAGACCCAACUACACUUCGGAGGGGAGCUUCUUUUGGAGAAGUUGCCCUUUUACAAAGAAAAAGGAGAUUUUUCACUAUUGUCUGUAUGGAGGAAACCGAACUGCUGGUGGUGGAUAAAAAGGAUUUUUUUGCCUAUAAGCUGGACAAGGAAAUUCAACGAGAAUUCAAAAAUCGAUAUGAAUUUUUCAGAACGCUGGAACUUUUUGAAACCUUGUCUGAUGCCUCAAUAGAGAAAAUAGCCAAUAUGUGCAAAGUAGAGAGGUUUCACUAUGGACAGGUGAUUGCCAAUGACCUUGCAGAAUCCUCCAACAUGAUAUUUAUUACAAAGGGCAUCACUGAGGUUUUGCGACUGGUUAACCUCACCACUUGCCCUUCUUAUCAAAAAUGGCUCGCGAAACAACUGUGUUUUCCCAAACGCAAACUGCAGAUGAGAGAAAGGCACCGUAUGGCUGCUGAGAUUGCCUGUGUUGACAGAUUCAAAAGCACCAUGUGGAACUCUUACUCUCAACAUAGAAUGAGCGAGCUGAAAGACUAUUACCUUCAGCAGCAAGAUAAAGUAUAUGAAGGCUACGAAAGACAACGUUCUCUCUUCAGCAAGAGUCACAAAAGUGUGGUGAUGAAGGUGAACAUGGGUGAGAAGAGUCCAGCAUGUGACCUGCAGCAGGAGGAGUCGGAGAUAGUUCAAAGGGUUAUAUCAGGACUGUAUGAAAAGAAAUUAACGUAUUCUACUUCCUAUGGAAAUAUGCCAACUUCUGCGGCUGCGGCUGUAUAUAUCAGGAUGGAUGAACUUCGUAAAGGGGAAUUCAUAGUAAAUUUGCAAGAUAACCGCACUAUGGUUAUGGUCAGUCAAGGAGCUGAGAUCAUCCGUUUUAGAAAAGACAAGAUUGAGGAGUAUGCUGAUGAUGUCACAGUGCUGAAGUUAAGCAAAAUAAAGAUUAAAUAUCCCAGCGAUGACGAGCUGUGUCAGGUCUUCCUCCGACACAACUCCUGGGAAAUGUUCAAGAAAGAUCUGCUGAAACUCGUAAUACAGCCCAAGCUGAUGAAGAUGGUUCAUCCUCCAGAUCCGUGUCCCACGGAUGAAAUCUACAACUAUUGGUCCAUGAAUCGGGCGGGUAUCUUGGACCUGUCUGCCUUACGCUACAAGAAACAGCUUCCGCCACAGGAAGGCAAAUACGUUCCCGCCCAGUUGAACCAGAGGAGAGAGAUCCUACCAGACAUUCAGCCAAGACUGAUUCAUGGCAUCUCGGUAGUGCGUUCCAAUUUGGAUGGUGCAUUUUAGUGAGUUCCAAAGCUUUUGAUUUACAGGUUAGC